UAACGCGAUUGGGGACAUAAUGACCAUCUUGCAAAUUGCUAAAAAGCAGCUACCACUUGUACAACUUAAACCAGAUGAUUUCCAUCCUCACCAAGACCAACAGGGUUGCCAGGGGGGUAUUGGAGAUGCAAAAAAUGUGGCUGUAACGGUAGACAAAGAGGUCCUGGAAAGAGAGAGUAGAAUAUACGGUCGCUCAGAAAACUGGACACUUUCCAAAUAUGAACAAGCAAUCAACAGAUGUGCCUUAGCUUGUUGUGAAGAGGAUGUCAGUCUCCUUAAAGAUAGGAAAAAGCUCUUCGAGUUAGCAAGAGAAAAGGCUGAUUCCGGUGGAUACAGUUACAAGAAACAGAGAUCUAGAUCAAAAGUGUUCGGUGAUGAAAAAAUGGCCAAGGAAGGUGCAAAGCGUCAGAAGUUGCUGUUCGACCAACGUCAGCGACGAACUGAGGAGUUGGUGGAGGAUAUGACAAGUGCCACAGAUACCAUAAAGUUGUUAGAGCUUCAAAGAAGCAAGUUUGUGACUGGCGAAAAGUACCUUCAAGCCGCUGAAGUGGUCUCCCAAAUAACCGAAUGGCGAGGGAAACAGAGAAAGCUGCAAGGAGAGCUUAGUAAGCUUCAAAAGGCUGAUGCUCAAGGGCAGAGCAGAGCUGAAAACCAUGGAAAGGUUUAUCAUUAGUAAAUCGAAAGGACCAAGUGAUGUGUCUACCU
This is a messenger RNA of Pocillopora damicornis (cauliflower coral), 705 nucleotides long. RefSeq lists its product as uncharacterized. Gene Ontology annotation, cellular component: nucleus. Lineage: Eukaryota; Metazoa; Cnidaria; Anthozoa; Scleractinia; Pocilloporidae. Gene Ontology annotation, biological process: negative regulation of DNA-templated transcription. The record is from RefSeq and is a predicted model, not a curated record.